GUCUCUAAAGUAGUUGUUUAUAGAAACAGGUAAACAGCCCAGACAUCUAUAAGGAAAGAGUUCUAAAAGAGUUCCCAACUGAGAAAUGUUGCUGAAGGGUAAGGGGUGGUGGUGGGUGGGUGGGUGGUGUUUGGUCCUCAAGCUCAAGUGUGAUUCCUUUAUUUGUGAAUUGCUUGAAUGCAAAACAAAUGGAUGUGUCUACACUUGUUGCAUUUAUUCAGCACUCUCUUCUUUUUCAAACUGUGUCCUAUCUGCAUAGUACCACAGAAUCAAACAGGUGACUCUGAAUUCUUCCUCCUGGGACUGUCAGAUGACCCAGAGCUGCAGACUCUUCUGUUUGGCCUGUUCCUGGCCAUGUACCUGGUGACCAUGCUGGGGAACCUGCUCAUCAUCCUGGCCAUCAUCUCUGACUCCCACCUCCACACACCUAUGUACUUCUUCCUUUCCAAUCUGUCCCUGGCUGACAUCAGUUUCAGCAGCACUACAGUCCCCAAAAUGCUGGUGAACCUCCAAACAUACAGCAAGUCCAUCACCUAUGCAGGCUGCCUAACUCAGGUCACGUUUUUUUCUCUAUUUGCAAGUUUGGAGAGUCUACUUCUGGCCGUGAUGGCUUAUGACCGGUUGGUGGCCAUUUGUCAGCCUCUGCACUACCUGCUCAUCAUGAACUCCCGCCUCUGUGGCUUGUGUGUCUUACUGUCAUUUUUACUCAGCCUUUUGGACUCCCAGCUGCACUACUUGAUGGUGUCACAACUCACCUUCUGUGCAGAUGUGGAAAUUCCUAAUUUCUUCUGUGACCCUUCUCAACUCCUCAACCUUGCCUGUUCUGACACUUCCACCAAUAACAUAUUGACCUAUUUUAUUGGGGUCAUCUUUGGUGGUGUUCCACUGUCUGGGAUCCUUUUCUCAUAUACACGAAUUGUUUCCUCCAUUCUUAGAGUCUCAUCUUCAGAGGGGAAGUAUAAGGUUUUCUCCACCUGUGGCUCUCACCUGUCAGUUGUUUGUUUAUUUUAUGGAACAGGUCUUGGGGUGUACCUCAGUUCCACAGUGUCAUCUUCCCUGAGGAAGGGUGCAGUGGCCUCAGUGGUGUACACUGUGGUAACCCCCAUGGUGAACCCCUUCAUCUACAGUCUGAGGAACAGAGACAUCAAGAGUGCCCUAUGGAGGGUGAUCAGAAGAAUAGCCUAAUCUCAACACCUCUGCCAUCUUUUUUGGUUCUUAGGACUGAAAAAAGUGACAAAAUGAAAUUGUGCAAUAAAAAAAUUCUGAAUAUUCAGUCACACAGUGUAUAUGUACCCAUAUGGUCCUCUGCUUAUGUCUACACAGUUUUUCCUCUUAGUACAACUGUAGUGGAAUUGGGAACUUACUUAUUUUGGACUCCAUACUUCAAUUAUAUACCAUCCAUGAUUACUCAUAACAUUUGGCCCUUUGGCACCAGUGCCAGCCAACUCUGAAGGAUCAUCUUAGACCCAGAGCUCCCUGGUGAUUUUAAGAGGCCUCUGAUGGGUUUCAAUGUGGCUUGAUUUUCCAUUGCUCUCCCUUGCUACAAAGAGUUCACCAAACCACACAGAGAGGGAACAAUACCUGCAAACUGUUUUCACUUCAGACACCAGUCAUAAGUUCAGGAGUCCCAGGGCCACUCUCACUUCAGACCAGUUGGACACAAUUAAGGGACUCCCUCACAUUCAAUAAUUUGCUAGAAUGACUCAAAGCAAGGGAGUUCCCUCAGGUUCAUCAGAAUGAGCCACAGAACUUAGGACAGUGCCAGACUUAUGAUUUCUUAUAGCAAAAAAAUACACAAUAAAACUAGUCAAAAGAAGACACAUGAGGAAAUAUAUGAAAGUUCCUAUAGGUAAAGCUUCUUGUUAUCCUCUCCCCAUGGGGUUCAGAUCCAUUACCUCCUCCUGGCCACAAUGUGAGAAAACAGUCAGAGUAUUGCUAACCAGGUAGCACACCUGAGCUUCAGUGUCCAGAGAAUUUACUGAGGUUUCAUAUCAUUGGUGGGAUAAAUUGAAUUAUAUCCCAUUUUUUAAGUCAUUCUCCAGCCUCCCUCCCCAGACGUUUGGCUGACAUCACCUAGCCUAAAGCACCAACCCUUCAUAUACAUGGUCUCUUCAGCACAAUCAAUUUUCAUCUUCAGUCUUCUUAUUAGCAUAAACUAUCAAGUAUGGUCUAUGGGAUCCACCACAAAUAACAAAUCCUCUCUGUCUCUAGCUAAAUUUCAAGUAUUUCAUAUUUACAAGUAUGUUAUGGUUUAAACUCAGAUGACAGUGGUAAUUGUGAGAGGCAAGGUAGAUAUAUGAUUGAACAACAAAUCCAGAAUAGCAGUCGGACUCUGUGACCCACAGGAUCAGUGGUAGUGGCAACAUAUCAUAGAUGAGGAGACAUCAAAGGCAUUGCUUAACCCAGAGAAUCCAAAAUAUCAAGGCAAGCCAGGAAAAGUCAGAUGUUAGCUACCAUGAUUGAAAAUCAUGGUUCAUCUUCCAAUAUCCAAUCCCAAGUCUGUUUAUAGACUCAAAUCCUAGAGGUUAGCUGGAUAUGGUUCACCCCUUUUCGAGGCCAGUUGGUGGCAUGGUGACUCCAUUAGACUCCUUCCAUUCUGGAGUAGGCAGCGAUUCAUGUUUAGCAAGGUGAAUGAAUAUUCGUGCAUUUAUCCUUUCCUGCCUACAGUGCCUGGGAAACACUACUAUCCAAAGAUUUAGGACAUCCAAUUUCUUUGUGGUGAAACAGAUAUGGAACUGAACAUGAUGUAUCAGGAGAUCACAAGUCCUAACAUAUUCUGCAUCACCUGAGCCUUUCAGCCUCACAUACCUACAGUGGCAAUUCUGUGACUCAAUUAUUGUUCUCUCGAGUUGCAUUGCAGUGUUCUGUCUUGGAACCAUUCCUAAAGAUAUGUCCCCCUGUAAGCUAGUCCCUCUCUAGACUCUUAUAUUUGUGUCUCAGUGAAUUCACCUGCAAAAUUAGACUGGACUGAACAACUUAUUUUUGCCUGAUCAAAUCUAACAUUCUGGAU
Molecule: messenger RNA, 3010 nt
Organism: Phyllostomus discolor (pale spear-nosed bat)
Lineage: Eukaryota; Metazoa; Chordata; Mammalia; Chiroptera; Phyllostomidae
Product: olfactory receptor 18-like
Exons: 1
Coding region: 178-1185 (335 amino acids)
Biological process (GO): G protein-coupled receptor signaling pathway
Cellular component (GO): membrane
Molecular function (GO): G protein-coupled receptor activity; olfactory receptor activity
Source: RefSeq, a predicted model, not a curated record